Molecule: messenger RNA, 2352 nt
Organism: Henningerozyma blattae CBS 6284
Lineage: Eukaryota; Fungi; Ascomycota; Saccharomycetes; Saccharomycetales; Saccharomycetaceae
Gene: RAD16
Product: DNA repair protein RAD16
Exons: 1
Coding region: 1-2352 (783 amino acids)
Molecular function (GO): metal ion binding; ATP binding; ATP-dependent chromatin remodeler activity
Source: RefSeq, a predicted model, not a curated record
AUGGAAGAAGGUGGAUUUAUUCGUAAGAGAACAAGGUCUGCUACAGCUAAGAAGAGAAGAAGUGCUGGUAAAGUUAAUUAUAAAGAGGUUUCAGAUGAUGAUGAUAUUCAGGAGAUAAAGAGUGAGGAUGAUGAGGAUGAAGAUUUUGUAGUAACAGAAGCGAAACGUCGCAAGGCAUCUUCUUCAAAGGACAAUCUGAUUGAUUUAACAGACGAUACAGAACAAAUCAAUAUUGAAAAUAGUGGAGAUGAGAAUCAUGAAGAGGAAAGUGAUGUAGAAGAUAAACCGUUGGCCAAGAAUCGUCGUAAAGCAACCACCAAAAAGAAUAAAGCUAAACCGAAAAAGCCCAAGACUACUCCUUACGAACGUAAUACCCUACGCCUUUUUGAAAACCAUCCCUAUUUGAAAGAUGUUUUCCCAACUCUUCAAAACUCUACUGAGUAUGUACCAAAGAGAGCUCUUCAGCCUAAACAUAUGACGAUCAAAUUAUUACCUUUUCAAUUGGAAGGUCUACAUUGGCUAAUCAACCAAGAAGAAAACUCUCCUUAUAAUGGAGGUGUAUUGGCUGAUGAAAUGGGGAUGGGUAAGACAAUUCAAACGAUUGCUCUUCUAAUGAAUGAUUUGAAUGAUUAUGAUCCUUCUCAACCGGGUAAAAAAGUGGAAAGACAAAACUUAGUAGUAGCGCCCACUGUGGCAUUAAUGCAAUGGAAAAAUGAGAUUGAUCAACAUACAAAUGGUAUGUUAACCACUUAUGUUUAUCAUGGUGGUAAUAGAACUUCAGAUAUGCACUCCUUGAAAGAUUAUAAUGUCAUAUUAACGACAUAUGCUGUAUUAGAAUCGGUUUAUAGAAAACAAACCUAUGGGUUUAGAAGGAAGACAGGCCUCGUUAAGGAAAAUUCAGUUUUACAUCAUCUACCAUUUCACAGAGUCAUCUUAGAUGAAGCUCAUAACAUUAAAGAUAGAACUAGUAAUACUGCAAAGGCUGUUAACUCAUUAAUUACAAAAAAGAGAUGGUGUCUUUCGGGGACUCCUUUACAAAAUAGAAUUGGUGAAAUGUAUUCUUUGAUUAGAUUCUUAGAUAUUGUGCCAUUUUCCAUGUAUUUUUGUACUAAAUGUGAUUGUGCUUCCAAAGAUUGGAAAUUUACCGAUAGAAUGCAUUGUGAUAACUGUAAUCAUGUAGUCAUGCAGCAUACUAAUUUUUUCAAUCAUUUUAUGUUGAAAAAUAUUCUGAAAUUUGGUAUAGAAGGUUCGGGUUUAGAUUCAUUUAAUAAUAUUCAAGUAUUGUUGAAAAAUAUAAUGUUAAGAAGAACAAAAGUAGAAAGAGCUGAUGAUUUAGGUUUACCUCCAAGAAUCGUUACAAUAAGAAAGGAUUAUUUUAAUGAUGAAGAAAAAGAUUUAUAUAGAAGUCUUUAUUCUGAUAUUAAAAGAAAAUUCAAUUCUUAUGUAGAACAAGGUGUAGUUUUGAACAAUUAUGCAAAUAUCUUCACUUUAAUUACAAGAAUGAGACAAAUGGCAGAUCAUCCAGAUUUAGUUUUAAAAAAAUUAAAAUCAGAAUUAAAUAAUAAGAAUUCAGGAAUCUAUGUCUGCCAAUUAUGUAACGAUGAAGCUGAAGAACCUAUUGAAUCCAAAUGUCAUCAUCAAUUUUGCCGACUAUGCAUAAAGGAAUAUGUAGAAUCUUCCUUCUUAGGUGAAAGUGAAAAAUUAUCUUGCCCUGUUUGCCAUAUUGGAUUGAGUAUCGAUUUAUCACAACCUUCUCUGGAGGUUGAUCCAGAAGUAUUUUCCAAGAAAAGUAUUAUCAAUCGUUUGGAUUUGAGCGGGAAAUGGAAAUCAUCUACAAAGAUAGAAGCAUUGGUCGAAGAAUUGUAUAAUUUGAGAAGUGAUAAAAGAACCAUUAAAUCAAUUGUAUUUUCUCAAUUCACAAGUAUGCUAGAUUUAGUAGAAUGGAGAUUAAAGCGUGCUGGAUUCGAAACAGUAAAAUUACAAGGUAGUAUGUCUCCAACUCAAAGGGAUGAAACUAUUAAAUAUUUUAUGAAUAAUAUCCAUUGUGAAGUGUUUCUAGUAAGUUUAAAAGCCGGUGGUGUUGCAUUAAACUUAUGCGAAGCUUCUCAAGUAUUCAUAUUGGACCCUUGGUGGAAUCCAAGUGUGGAAUGGCAAAGUGGUGAUAGAGUUCAUAGAAUAGGUCAGUAUAGACCCGUUAAAAUUACUAGAUUCUGUAUAGAAGAUAGUAUUGAAUCAAGGAUCAUUGAAUUACAAGAAAAGAAAGCUAAUAUGAUCAACGCAACAAUUAAUCAAGACUCUGCCGCUAUUAACAGAUUGACACCAGCAGACCUUCAAUUUUUAUUUAAUAACUAG